AUGGGAGCUCGCAUUCGAAACUACCCAGGUCCGAUUCCGUUAACGGAAUCAAUUUUGGAGCCGAUUCUGGAACCGAUUCCUAUUCCGAUUCUACAGUCGAUUCCCAAGCCAAUUCCGAAGAAGAUUCCGGAACCGACUCCGAUUCUGGAACCAACUCCGAUUCUGGAAGUGAUUCCGAUUUUAAAACCGAUUCUAAUUCUGAUUCCGGAACUGACUCCGUUUCUGGAACCGACUCCUAUCCCGAUUCUGGUGUCGAUUAUGUUGUCGAUUCUCAAGCCAAUUCCAGAAAAAAUCCGAAUCAGCUCCGGAAUUCGAAUUGGACCGGAAACCGUUGCAAAGGUUUCUCAAUCGCCUAUUCUCAUGGAGAUACAGAAAUCGAAUUUGAUUUUGGAACCGAUUCUGAUAGUGGAGGCGACUCUGAUUCCGGAGCUGAUUCCGGAGCCGAUUUCUAUUCGGAUACACAAGCCGACUCCGAUUAUCGAGUCGAUUACGAUUCCUGAGCCGAUUCCGGAAACCUACUAUUCGGAAUCGAUUUCUCACAAAUACUGA
Anopheles coluzzii is the source of this 549-nucleotide messenger RNA. RefSeq names its product E3 ubiquitin-protein ligase RNF12-B-like. Lineage: Eukaryota; Metazoa; Arthropoda; Insecta; Diptera; Culicidae. Bases 1 to 549 code for a protein of 182 amino acids. The transcript has 2 exons. The record is from RefSeq and is a predicted model, not a curated record.